GGUCUGGGGCGGUGGCGCCACCGCGUGACGUCAGCACGCGCCGACGGCGAUUGGCCGGGCGAUGUGGCGCGGUAUUACCAAGACAGAUCAGACAUUUUGUAAGGAUGCCUGAAAUAAAUACCGACCAUCUUGAUGAGAAACAGGUUCAACUCCUAGCAGAGAUGUGUAUUCUCAUUGAUGAAAAUGACAAUAAAAUUGGAGCCGAGACCAAGAAGAAUUGUCACCUGAAUGAAAACAUUGAGAAAGGAUUAUUGCAUCGAGCUUUUAGUGUCUUCUUAUUCAACACUGAAAAUAAGCUCCUGCUACAGCAGAGAUCAGAUGCUAAAAUUACUUUUCCAGGUUGUUUCACCAACACUUGUUGUAGCCAUCCAUUAAACAGUCCAGGCGAGCGUGAAGAGAAUGAAGCCAUUGGAGUCAGGCGAGCAGCGCAGAGGCGCUUGAAAGCUGAGUUAGGGAUUCCCCUGGAAGAGGUUCCUCCAGAAGAAAUUAACUAUCUAACACGAAUUCACUACAAGGCUCAGUCUGAUGGUGUCUGGGGUGAACAUGAAAUCGAUUAUAUUUUGUUUGUGAGGAAGAAUGUAACUUUGAAUCCAGAUCCCAAUGAGAUCAAAAGCUAUUGUUAUGUGUCAAAGGAAGAACUAGAAGAACUUCUGAAAAAAGGAGCCAGUGGUGAAAUUAAGCUAACUCCAUGGUUUCAAAUUAUUGCAGAGUCUUUUCUCUUUAAAUGGUGGGAUAACUUAAAUCAUUUGAAUCAGUUUGUUGACCAUGAGAAAAUACAUAGAAUGUGAAUGUGGAGCUGAAUGAUUACUGAAAAAUUUCUCAAUUUAGUAAACUUAAAAUAAUUUUUUUGUUUUAAAUUUGGUUCCCUUUUAGGAGAACUUUCAUGUGAUACAUUGAUACUUUAUAACUUGUGUGAAAAAACAACUAACUUAGAAUUUUGUAUCACACACCCCAUAUACAUGCCCUGCCUUUUGUAAAAGACAUUUGUGAGAGAUUAUUGUAAAAUGGGAGAGAGAACAAAUGAAACUUAAUUUAAUCCAUCCAAACACGUGGUUAUGACAAAUUUGAACAAGCGAAGCUCUUCAUUUUUGAUAUGUUGUGAUAAACCUUUUCACAACACUCGUAGAGCACUCUGCUAUUUGCUGAGUGCUCUAUAUAUCAUUAAAUUUUUAUCACAGUCCAGAACAGUGUGCAAAGGAAACUUUUUGCUCCGCUACUUCAAAACAGUUCUAAUCAACUUUCUGUAUUAACAGAUUAAACUAUAUAUCCUAAUUUUUAUCAUUCUAAGUUGAUUUUCUAGUUUAAUCAUUCUGAAAGUAUCAUUUUGAUACUUAAAGUCAGGCAUUGCUUUUGAUGAUAUUGGUUAGGAUAACCCUUCUUUGAAAUAGUAUUUUCCAAUUAGUAAAGGCUGUGUUUUCAGAAUUAUAGUGGGCAGAAAGGCUGUUCAUAAAGUGGGAAUUGAGUACUGGUCUACAACAGGGUUUUCUUAACCUUGGCACUGUUAACAUUUGGGCUGGAUACUUCUUUUUUGUGGGGAGGGUCCAGCCUAUGAAUUGUCAGGUGAUUAGCAGCAUCUCUGGGCUCCAUACACUGAAUGCCAUUAGCACACCUUCUCCCAUGACAAGCAAAAUUACACCAGUUAUUCCCAGGUGUCCUCUGGGAGCAGUCACCCCAGGUUGAGAACCACUGUUGUACUAAGGCCAUGUUAUAGGGAAAAAAUAACAGUGAGAAAGGCUAAUGUUCAUGUUACAUAGGUUCAGGUUACGGAAUAUGUGUAUAUUAAUAUUUAAAAUUGUACCUCGAUUCGUGCACUUUGAUAAAACUUGCCAUAGAUUUCUCAACUCUGAAAUCUUAAGACUAUUAUUCUUAAGUACUAUGUAAUAAUGAAGAGAAAAAUGUGUUUCUUACAAAGCUAAAUGUUUUAUAAAGUCAGCAGAAUAAUUCAUUUCUUGUUAACCCUGAGCAAUUAAUUUAUAAUUUUAGGUAAGACUAUUUAGCAAGUAUUUUAUUGAAAAGUAAAAACAAUGAAAAUUACAUUUUAGUACUGUUGUCUAGUUUGCUAAAAUUUUAAUACAGUAAUAGGCUAAUUUGCCUAUAGUGGCGAUAAAUACCAAAUAGUUUCAAAUGCACAUUUUUGUUCUUUUAUUUCAAAUGCAUUUAUAAUAUUUUUCUAGUUCUUCAGUUUUAUUGUCUAGGACAUUUUAGGCUGAAUGCCACACAUAAUUAGUUACUCCGUAGCUAUAUGUGACUAAUAGCUGCCAAAUUGGACACUGGAGCCUUAGAUUGUUACUGGCACUUUUUAAGCACUUAGCAAGUGUUAGAUAAUCACUAUUGUUACAUUACUAGAGUGCUGUUCCAGAACAUAUAUAUAAGUGUGAAUGCUUUUUGACCUGAUAAACUCCUUAGAACUCCUGUGCCUUUUGUAAAGAGUAAUAUUCCUCUCCUGGAAUACAGCUGCUUCAGACCCCAAAGGCAAGAACUUAGAUGUGUUGGUUUUGAACUUUAAAGUUAAUUGAAACUUAGUUUUUCUUAAACUGUUUAAAAUUCUUAGUCUCCAAAAUAAAUAAUUUUGAUUCAGACCAAACUAUUGCCAACUCCUUUAAGGACAAAGUAGCAGUGGCCUUUUGUAAGAUUGUUUAUUCUGUCCCUGUACCAACAUCAUCCAGAGAACGAGAGCAGAAAGGAAAAUUUGUGGGAGAAGGGAAGGAAGGAAAGCAAACUUUUUUUCUUACUUGGCCCCAGCAGAUGGAGUCAGGCACAGAUGACAGGUCAAGUCCCAGUGGCUCCCUGAAGCCCAGAGGCCCAUUACAGGCUCCUGGGUCCUGCUGCUGCAGUGGUUCUCAUGGGGGAGUCAUCCUUCCACCUGCUCCUCGGGGUGUUUGCUGAAUGGUUUCAUUCCCUCAGUUGGGUUAGUCGCAUCUGCUGGACCCUUGCCAGGGUUGGGAAUCCUCUCUAGGGUGACUUAUUACUUCAGAUACACUCUUCCUCACUCACCUUCCUCACCGGGUGAUUUUUCAGUCUGCACGUUCUUCUCACUCUUACGCAUGUUAGACUGAACUUGUAUGUUUGCGUGCAUUUAGACACCCUGACAGAUAACUUUCUACUUCACAGUUUUCACAUAUACUGUAUACUUAUCUACAUGCUUUAGACUCCCAAAUUUUAAUCUCCAAAAGAGAAUUCUCUCCUAUUCCUUCUUCAUAUACAUGAAUGAAUGGGUAAACUGGUAGAACCAGACAAUGGAAUAUUCAGCACUAGAAAACAAGGAGCUUAUCAAGCCACAAAAAGACAUGGAAGAAAGUUAAGUACAUACUAAGUGAAAGAAUCCAGUCUAAAGGCUGUGUGUAUGAUCCAACCAUGUGAUGUUCUAGUAAAGGGAGAACUGGAAAGAGUAAAAAGAUCAGUGGUUGCUGGGGUUUAGAAGGACGGAGCGUUGAACAGGUGGAGCACAGAGGAUUUUAGGGUAGUGAGACUGCUCUGUAUGACACUGCAGUGGUGGAUACAAGUCCUUGUGUGUUUGUCCAAACUCUCAGAAUGUCCAGCACCAAGAGUGAACCCUGAUGUAAACCAUGGACUUGGGUGAUAAUGAUGUGUCAUUGUAACAAAUGCACCUCUCUGAUGAGGAUGUUGAUAAUGGAGGAGGCUUGCAUGUGUUGGGUCGUGGGGUAUGUGGGAAAUCUCUGCAUCUACUACUGAAUUUUGCUGUGAAUCUGAACUAGUCUAAAGAAUAAAGUCUACUUUUAAGAAAUUCA
Galeopterus variegatus (Sunda flying lemur) is the source of this 3749-nucleotide messenger RNA. RefSeq names its product isopentenyl-diphosphate delta isomerase 1 (gene IDI1). Gene Ontology annotation, cellular component: cytoplasm. Gene Ontology annotation, biological process: isopentenyl diphosphate biosynthetic process; isoprenoid biosynthetic process. The transcript has 5 exons. Gene Ontology annotation, molecular function: isopentenyl-diphosphate delta-isomerase activity. NCBI's taxonomy places the organism in Eukaryota, Metazoa, Chordata, Mammalia, Dermoptera, Cynocephalidae. The coding region runs from base 105 to 788 and encodes 227 amino acids. The record is from RefSeq and is a predicted model, not a curated record.